Messenger RNA from Saccharomyces paradoxus, 438 nucleotides. It is a transcript of the gene ELF1, whose product is annotated as Elf1p. Gene Ontology annotation, biological process: transcription elongation by RNA polymerase II. NCBI's taxonomy places the organism in Eukaryota, Fungi, Ascomycota, Saccharomycetes, Saccharomycetales, Saccharomycetaceae. The record is from RefSeq and is a predicted model, not a curated record. Gene Ontology annotation, molecular function: RNA polymerase II complex binding. The coding region runs from base 1 to 438 and encodes 145 amino acids. The transcript has a single exon. Gene Ontology annotation, cellular component: transcription elongation factor complex.
AUGGGUAAAAGAAAGAAGUCAACAAGAAAGCCUACCAAGAGACUGGUCCAGAAAUUAGAUACAAAAUUCAAUUGUUUGUUUUGUAAUCAUGAAAAAUCAGUGUCAUGCACUUUGGAUAAAAAAAAUAGCAUAGGAACUUUAUCAUGCAAGAUUUGUGGGCAGUCGUUUCAAACGCGUAUAAAUUCACUAUCACAGCCGGUUGAUGUAUAUAGUGAUUGGUUCGAUGCCGUCGAAGAAGUCAAUUCUGGUCGUGGAAGUGACACAGAUGAUGCUGACGAAGGCUCUGAUAGUGAUUACGAAAGUGAUUCAGAGCAAGACGCUAAAACGCAAAAUGGCGGUGAAAUCGAUUCUGAUGAAGAGGAGGUAGAUUCUGACGAGGAGAGAAUAGGGCAAGUUAAAAGAGGUAGAGGCGCCUUGGUAGAUAGUGACGAUGAAUAA